GUCAGAGUGUUGGCAGAGCUGCAGGAGAGGAGACGUCUCUCUGUUUCUCUCUGAAGACUAAUUCAACUGAAGACAAACACUGGUUGUAGAGAUGUCUGCUGCCAGCUGUCUGCUGACUGAAGAUCAGUUCCUGUGCUCCAUCUGUCUGGAUGUCUUCACUGAUCCUGUCGCCUUAUCAUGCGGACACAACUUCUGUCAAAACUGCAUCACUGAACACUGGGAUAGUAAUGUCUCCUGUCAGUGUCCCAACUGUAAGAAGGUCUUCAACACCAGACCAGAACUACAUGUUAAUACCUUCAUCAAGGAGAUGUCUGCUCAGUUCAGACAGUCAGCUCAGCAGAAAUCCAGCAGCAGCAGCUCAGAGAGACAAGUUUCCAAACCAGGAGAAGUUCCCUGUGACAUCUGCACUGGAACCAAAGUGAAGGCCCUGAAGUCCUGCCUGGUGUGUCUGGUCUCUUACUGUGAGACUCACCUGGAGCCUCAUCGGACCAUGUCACGUCUGCAGAAACAUCAGCUGAUGGACCCUGUGGAGAACCUGGAAGACAGGAUGUGUGAGAAGCACGACAAACUGCUGGAGCUGUUCUGUAAGAAUGACCAGAGGUGUAUCUGUGUGCUGUGCUCAGUUACAGACCACAAGACUCAUGAUGUUGUUCCUCUGGAAGAAGGAUAUGAAGGAAAGAAGAAUGAAAUUCAGCAGAUGAUCCAGAAGAGACGAGUGAAGAUUGAAGAGCUCAAACACUCAGUGGAGCUCAGUGAUGAGAACGCAGACAGAGAGAUGGCAGAAGGUGUUGGAGUCUUCAGCGCUCUGAAAGAAUCUGUAGAGAGACGCCAGGCUGAGCUCAUCAACAGCAUCAAAGAGAAGCAGAGAGAGACGGAGAAACAGGCUGAAGGCUUCAUCAGAGAGCUGGAACAGGAAAUCUCUGAGCUGGAGAAGAGACGUGCUGAGGUGGAGCAGCUCUCACGCUGUGAAGACCACCUCCAACUCCUCCAGAACUUCACGUCUCUGAACGCUGCUCCACCCACCAAGGACUGGACUGAAGUCAGAGUCCAUCCACCUUCAUAUGAGGGGACUGUGGUGAGAGCUGUGAAGCAGCUGGAGGAGACCAUCAGUGAACAGAUGAAGAAGCUGAUCUGUGAGGUGGAGCUGAAGAGAGUCCAGCAGUAUGAGGUGGAUGUGACUCUAGAUCCUGAUACAGCACAUCCCUGGCUGAUCCUGUCUGAUGAUGGGAAAGAAGUCAAACUUGGUAUCUUAACAAAGAAACUCCCAGACGCUCCAGGGAGAUUUGACGUGUGUUUAAAUGUGUUGUCAAAGCAGAGUUUCUCUUCAGGCAGAUUUUACUAUGAGGUUCAGGUUAAGGGGAAGACUGACUGGGUUUUAGGAGUGGCCAGAGAGUCGAUCAACAGGAAGGGAAAAAUCUUGCGGUCUCCUCAGAGAGGUUUCUGGACAAUAUGGUUGAGGAAUGAAAAUGAGUACGAAGGUCUUGAUCACCUUUCAGUCCGUCUCCCUCUACAGUCUGGUCCUGAGAAGGUGGGGGUGUUUGUGGAUUAUGAGGAGGAUCUGGUCUCCUUUUAUGACGUUGAUGCUGCAGCUCUGAUCUACUCCUUUACUGGCUGCUCCUUCACUGAGAAAAUCUACCCAUACUUUGGUCCUGGUAUCAACAAGAGUGGUAAAAACUCUGCUCCUCUGAUCAUCUCUCCUGUCAGUCAUGAUUAGAACGAUUACUCUUUUCUACACUAAGAUUUAGCAUUAUUUUAUGUAAUAAUGUACAUUUUUGAUCACUGAAAACCAUACAUUGUUGGGUAUUUGGAUUCAAACCAGUUUUCUUUCAAUUCUUCUUUUAAUGCCACAUUAUUUCUCUCAACUCAGUUGAACCAGUUUUCCUGCAUUCAUCAAUAUAAUCCAUUCUGAUAACUGUUUUAGUGCCUUUCUGUCUCUUAAAUCCUCCAAAAACCAUGUACUCAGAAACAAACAGCAUGAUCAUGUAAGGCAGUAACUAAAACACACCGCUAGGUGGUGGUGUAGCACUGCAUGUCGUUCUGCCGAGCCAAGCAAUUCGAGUUGUUUGUCCCUUUUCGGACACCGUAGUUUACCGUUGUUCUCCGGGAUGGCUGCCGUGUUUCGCGAAGGUUUCUCUUUGUUGCUGACGUGUAAGGUUACACUGAACUGAAGUUGGCAACAAUUUAAUUUUAAGUCUCCAUCACAACUACGACCCCUGCUGUCUGGCUCAUCUUCUCUUUGCAAGACACCCUGCACCCAAAAACACCUAGAAACACAACGCAGAGCUACACAGGGUUUGUGGAGAGGCGCCCCAUGUAGAGCAGACAUGCAGAGCUUAUGGGUUACUAACACAUAUCUGAAAUGUCUGUCUGCUGAAUGUCAAACAUUUUGAUUCUUUGAUGGAUGUAAAUAUGUCAAGUGUUUCAUACUGGCACCAAUAACUGAAGAUCAGUCUGUAAAUGAGACAACCUGACUGCUAUGUUUGACAUUUGAAAUAAAGGAGAUAAUCAAC
This is a messenger RNA of Cheilinus undulatus (humphead wrasse), 2510 nucleotides long. Its product is annotated as E3 ubiquitin-protein ligase TRIM21-like. The transcript has 3 exons. The coding region runs from base 92 to 1714 and encodes 540 amino acids. NCBI's taxonomy places the organism in Eukaryota, Metazoa, Chordata, Actinopteri, Labriformes, Labridae. The record is from RefSeq and is a predicted model, not a curated record. Gene Ontology annotation, molecular function: protein binding; zinc ion binding.